Molecule: messenger RNA, 705 nt
Organism: Melanotaenia boesemani (Boeseman's rainbowfish)
Lineage: Eukaryota; Metazoa; Chordata; Actinopteri; Atheriniformes; Melanotaeniidae
Gene: ccl20a.3
Product: chemokine (C-C motif) ligand 20a, duplicate 3
Exons: 4
Coding region: 73-378 (101 amino acids)
Biological process (GO): monocyte chemotaxis; lymphocyte chemotaxis; positive regulation of GTPase activity
Cellular component (GO): extracellular region
Molecular function (GO): chemokine activity; CCR chemokine receptor binding
Source: RefSeq, a predicted model, not a curated record
CAGCUUCUCUGACUCCACCUGACAACAAGAAAGACAGUAGCUCAGAUCAGCACCACUGGCUCGGAGGAAAACAUGGUGUCAAUCAAAGUCACGGUGAUGACGAUCACACUCAUUACUGUUUGUGUGCUGGCCACAAAAACAACUGCAAGUUAUCCUGGAUGCUGUAACAAUUACAUGAGAGGCAAAAUACCCUUUGCAAUUAUCAAGGGGUACUCUGUGCAGUCUGAUACAGAGAUGUGUCACAUCAAUGCCAUCAUUUUCCUCACAAAAAAGGGUAAAGCCUGCGCUAAUCCCGCUUGGGACUGGGUGAUGGACUAUAUUGACCGUUUAAGGUCUAAAGCACGAAAAUUCCACCAGAAAUCACUAUCUCAGAUAUAAAGGUGGCGGACAGCGAAGUUCCUGUGUUGAUCUGAGGAGAGGCAGCAGAGCACAGCUACCACAAGCAUGUUUUCUAUCUCAGCUUUACCUGUUAUCCAGUAACAGAGGAGGUGUCACUGUUUUAUAGCUCAGCUGAGCCUCAGCUUGGCAAGUAUGAAGGCAAUAAAAAAGAAAAAAAAAUAAUACUUUUCUUAAGCUAUGUAAAUAUUAGCUCGGUUGUAAGAGCCCUGUUAUGUUUAUUUUCUAUAUUCUUUUUAUGUAAGAUUUGAAUGUAAAACUAUUAAAGGUGUUAUUAAUGGUGCAAAAAAUAAAAUAAAUAAAAGUGUU